This is a messenger RNA of Phragmites australis (common reed), 1769 nucleotides long. RefSeq names its product GTP 3',8-cyclase, mitochondrial. The record is from RefSeq and is a predicted model, not a curated record. Lineage: Eukaryota; Viridiplantae; Streptophyta; Magnoliopsida; Poales; Poaceae. Bases 396 to 1577 code for a protein of 393 amino acids. Gene Ontology annotation, molecular function: metal ion binding; 4 iron, 4 sulfur cluster binding; cyclic pyranopterin monophosphate synthase activity. The transcript is spliced from 8 exons. Gene Ontology annotation, biological process: Mo-molybdopterin cofactor biosynthetic process.
GACUGAAAGGUACUACUGCGCCGCCGCCUGCACCUGCACUACACCCAAUCCCCACCGGCGCCUCGCGAGCUCGCCGGCAGCCAGCCUCCCCAGUCGCCCGCCCCCUCACACUGCUCCCCGCCCCACUCCGUCCUCGGCAGGAACAUUGAGGCCGCCGCCCGCCCUGACCCGAGCUGCUCGCCGAGGUCGCAGCCCCGUCUCGGUCCAACCAAGAGGGCGCCAAGGGUAUUUUAGGCACAACACAAAGGCCAAGAGUAGAGAAGACGGGUUCACUCUUCAUUUUGCCCUUUCCAACCUGCAACCGCCAAAUUCCCUUCGGUCCCGUCGCAGCACGUGGAGCGUGCGGCUCGUCGUCUCGGGCUAUCCUUUCUUGGAUUGCUUUGGAUUAGGAGGAGAUGAUGCGGCGCUGCGUCUCGGAGCUGGUCCGCAGACGGCGGCCGGAUCGCGCAAUUGAUACUAUGAGGGUAGGAUUCCAAUGUUUGACCAACAUUUCCUCCUCAAUAAGAACCACUGACAGCCAGAGGUGCUCAAAUAAGUAUGCAACUUCAUGUGCUACCGCACCAGAUAUUCUACCGAGAGAAGCAUCAUCAUCAGAAAUGCUUGUUGAUUCAUUCGGAAGGUUCCACAAUUACUUGAGGAUCUCCUUGACCGAGCGCUGUAAUCUGAGGUGCCAAUACUGUAUGCCUGCUGAAGGAGUUGAACUAACACCAAAGUCGGAGCUUCUAUCACAUGAUGAGAUAAUUCGAAUUGCUGACCUUUUUGUUACUUCUGGUGUGGAUAAGAUCCGAUUGACUGGUGGAGAACCAACCAUAAGAAAAGAUAUUGAAGAUAUUUGUUUACAUCUUUCUGGCUUGAAGGGACUGAAAACUCUUGCAAUGACCACAAAUGGAAUCGUUCUUUCUAAGAAGCUCCCAAAGCUGAAAGAAUGUGGACUCAAUGCUUUAAAUAUAAGUUUAGAUACACUGGUACCUGCAAAAUUUGAGUUCAUGACAAGGCGCAAAGGGCACUCAAAGGUCUUGGAAUCAAUAGAUGCCGCUGUAGAACUUGGAUAUAACCCUGUGAAGGUCAAUUGUGUCAUCAUGCGUGGUAUGAAUGAUGAUGAAAUCUGCAAAUUUGUUGAAUUGACAAGACACAAGUCCAUCAAUGUUAGAUUUAUUGAGUUUAUGCCAUUUGAUGGUAAUGUUUGGAAUGUGAAGAAGCUAGUUCCUUAUGCAGAGAUGUUAGACAAAGUGCGGCAAAGUUUUAAAGGUGUAGAGAGACUUCAAGACCACCCUACAGACACUGCAAAGAAUUUCAGGAUUGAUGGGCAUGUUGGGACAAUUUCAUUUAUUACAUCAAUGACGGAGCAUUUUUGUGCUGGUUGCAAUAGAUUGCGAUUAUUGGCUGAUGGAAACUUCAAGGUGUGCUUAUUUGGCCCCUCAGAGGUGAGUUUGAAAGAACCCAUCCGUGCUGGUGUGGAUGAUGUUGGACUAAAGGAGAUAAUUAGUGCUGCGGUUAAAAGGAAGAAAGCUAAACAUGCUGGGAUGUUUGAUAUUGCCAAGACAGCAAAUAGACCUAUGAUACAUAUAGGUGGCUGAGACCAGGCGUGCAGACUUCCCUCUCUCCCCAAAUGAGAACCAAAAUGAAUGGAGCACCUAAAGAAGCUAGACAGUUGUUGACGUGCCAAAAUGUGUUGGUUGUAUGUUGUACGCUCAUAUAUAAUGACAAUUUGUGUAACUAUUCUUCUGUAAACUCUUACAAUUUCUGAAUUAACGUUACUACAACUCCAA